Messenger RNA from Austrofundulus limnaeus, 625 nucleotides. RefSeq names its product polycomb group ring finger 1 (gene pcgf1). Gene Ontology annotation, cellular component: PRC1 complex. Gene Ontology annotation, biological process: negative regulation of transcription by RNA polymerase II. NCBI's taxonomy places the organism in Eukaryota, Metazoa, Chordata, Actinopteri, Cyprinodontiformes, Rivulidae. Gene Ontology annotation, molecular function: promoter-specific chromatin binding. The record is from RefSeq and is a predicted model, not a curated record.
UCCGGUUUACCCGGAUAUAUGAGCAUAAUUCCCAAAGAUGGCGGAGCAAGGUCCGAUGGCUAUAGCGAUGCGGCUACGAAACCAGCUUCAGUCCGUUUACAAACUGGACCCGCUGCGGAACGAGAUGUGACUGAUGGGACAGGUUUACCGUUCACAAGUUUCGACCACUCUAAAGCUCACUUCUACAGAUACGACGAGCAGGUUUCACUCUGUUUAGAAAGACUCAGUUCGUCACUUGCAGGGAAAGAUAAAACAAAACUCACUCUGCAGCAGAAGUUUGUACGUUGUUCUGUGCGGGCGGAGGUGAGACACCUACGGAAAGUGCUUUGUCACAGACUAAACGUGGAAAAACACCAGGUGCAGAUGCUGUUUAAUAACGAGUCUCUGCCUGAUCACAUGACCAUGAAGCGGUUAUGGCUCUCACACUGGUUUGGAAAGGCUCAGCCGUUAGUUCUUCACUACACCAUCAAAGACAAAAGGAGCAGAUAGGACCAGGCUUCAGAUUCAACACAGCUGUACAUUUUGUUUUUGUACUAUACAUAUUCUAUUUUAAUAGUGUUUGUGUACAUAAACUUAUUUUCCUUGUUUUGUAUUUUUGAAAAUAAAUCUGAAGUUAAAAAAAAAA